Molecule: messenger RNA, 3021 nt
Organism: Raphanus sativus (radish)
Lineage: Eukaryota; Viridiplantae; Streptophyta; Magnoliopsida; Brassicales; Brassicaceae
Product: choline transporter protein 1
Exons: 11
Coding region: 91-2184 (697 amino acids)
Biological process (GO): transmembrane transport
Cellular component (GO): membrane
Molecular function (GO): transmembrane transporter activity
Source: RefSeq, a predicted model, not a curated record
GAAAGAGAGAGAAGACACUCUUUAGUCUUUACCCUCCUGUGCUUGUUCUUCGAGGGUUUUCAGACAGUGGAAAGAGGAAAGAGGAAAAAGAUGAGAGGACCUCUAGGAGCUGUGAUUGGAAGAUACACCUCAAGUGAUGGGAGUGACAAAGAUGGGAUCAUCAAACACAACAGAAAGUGCAGAGACAUUACCUUCCUCGUCAUCUUCAUUGCCUUUUGGGUCUCAAUGAUUGUCAACUCCAGCUUUGGUUUCAACCAAGGAAACCCAUUAAGACUCACAUAUGGAUUAGACUACGAAGGGAAUGUGUGUGGUAGCAACCACCGUCACCGUGACCUUACUCAGCUCGAGCUUAGAUACUGGCUAAACCCUAACCAAGUCUACGAAAGUGGUCUGAAAGAUGGGGAGCUCACAUUGGGUAACGCUAGGACUAUCUGUCUCUUGGACUGCCCUGAACCUUCGGAUGAUACUCUCAACUGGGUCUGUGACUAUCCAGAUGGCGAGAUACGUCUCAAGAUGGAUGAUUGGAUCGACAGGAACUAUGAUUACUUUGAGUUUCUUACUCCUGAAAUGAGGAACUCCUCUCUUCAGCUCCAGGGUCCUUGUUACCCUAUCAUCUUCCCUAGCGUCAAUGUUUAUUGGAGCUGUCAGUAUAUAGCUCGUGCUUCGAACUCAUCCCUGCGACAUUGGCAGCAGAUGGGUGGUGUGAGUAUUCAAGAGGAUAUGAUCAUUGACAAAUCUAUCAGAAGAUCAAUGAACUCUCGUGCCUCGGUUCUAAAGAGGUAUGUGGCUGAUAUUGGCAAGUCAUGGCCAGUAUUGAUUGUAUGUGGAGGCCUUGUCCCGUUGUUUCUAUCCAUUGUCUGGCUGCUCCUUAUCCGUCACUUUGUAGCUGCCAUGCCCUGGAUAACUGUUGUCCUUUUCAACAUGCUUUUAAUAUCUGUCACCAUCUUCUACUACUUGAAAGCUGGAUGGAUUGGGGAUGAUGCUGUAACACCUAUCAUCGGUGAGCAUGAUCCAUACAUUCAUGUGUAUGGUCGAGAGCUGACUCAUGUCCGUAUAGUCGCUAUUCUGAUGACUUUCAUCUCAGCUGUUGCUAUCCUCACUUCUAUAGCCAUCAUUCGCCGUAUCCUUAUGGCCACAUCAGUCCUCAAGGUAGCUGCUAAAGUAAUAGGAGAAGUGCAAGCUCUGAUUAUAUUCCCAGCUAUACCAUACGCGAUGCUAGCAAUAUUCUAUAUGUUCUGGCUAUCAGCAGCUCUCUAUCUAUUCAGUUCGGGUCAAGUUGUUCAGAACAACUGCAACAACACUAACUGCUGCGCGUACGAUCUCGUUUUAAAGAAAGUGAACUGCGAGCAUUGCUGUGGUUACAGCAUACGUUACACUCCUCACAUUACAGUUGCCAUAUUCUUCCAUCUCUUUGGCUGCUACUGGGCCACACAGUUCUUCAUUGCAUCUUCAGCUACAGUCAUUGCUGGCUCUGUUGCUUCCUAUUAUUGGGCUCAAGGGGAAGAAGCAGCAUCGCCAGAGAUACCGUUUCUUCCUGUUUUCGCCUCGAUGAAGCGGCUUGCACGCUACAACUUGGGAUCUGUGGCUCUUGGUUCGCUCGUGGUCUCUUUUGUGGAGUCUGUUAGGUUCAUUCUUGAAGCUAUUCGUCGUAGGACGAAAGUGAGAGGGACCACGCCUGAUCAUUGGCUUGGGAGAAUGGGUUAUUACACUUCACGUGGUUGUCUUAAAAGCAUUGAGUGGACCAUCAAAUCGGUUAACCGCAAUGCUUACAUAAUGAUUGGUAUAACAGGGAAAAGCUUUUGCAAAUCAUCAGAAAUAGCUACAGAGCUGAUAAUAAACAACAUAAUGAGGAUAGGGAAGGUGAAUGUAAUAGGAGAUGUGAUAUUGUUUCUAGGGAAGCUCUGUGUGAGUCUCUUCAGUGCUCUCUUUGGGUUUCUCAUGUUGGAUUCACACAAGUACCGCUCUUCUCACAACAAAGUCUCCUCCCCUCUCUUACCCGUUUUGGCAUGUUGGGGUUUGGGGUAUGUUGUGGCAACACUAUUCUUUGGGGUGGUGGAGAUGUCGAUAGACACAAUCAUACUCUCGUUUUGUCAAGACUCGGAAGAGAAUCAAGGGAAUGCUCAGCAUGCACCGUCUCUUCUUCUUGAAACUUUGGAUAGCAAUCAUUAUGAGGAAGAGGGUUAAGAGACUUUGUCCACUGACUGAUAGAUUCCAUACUGUAUAAGUUUUGUUCUUCUUUUAUAUGGUUUCAAGAAGUGGAAUCUUAUGUUUAUGUCAAAACAUUAUUAUUAUUAUUAUUAUAAGCAUUUUGUAAUGUCAGAUGGUUUGAUGAUGAUGAUCUUUGAUUCUGAAACCAAAAAUAUAGGGGUCCUUAUUACAUGUUAGAUGCAACAAUUAGAAAAGAAAAAAAAAAGGAAAAAUGUGAUUUUUCUGAAGUUUGAGGAUACAUAUAGAAAUAUGUAUGCAGUCUUUUAUGUUUUAUAUAUUGUGGACUAAAUCCUUCAUAGUUUUACUCUUAUAAAAAAAAGCCCACUUCUGUUUCAUUUUCCCACCGUCAACUAUUGUCUUCUCCGUUCUCACUCCUCCGGUCGGCGACGUAUUCAGUGGUACAGGUGAGGAAGUAAAUGAUGGGUUCUAGAGGAGUGAUCAGCGAUAAGUGGUCAAUGAGGAUUCUAUGGGGAUGUGCACUUGGAAGUGCAAUCGGUUUAUACAUGGUUGCUGUAGAGAGACAAACCCAGAACAGGGCACGUGCUUUGGCUGAAGGUAUGAGAGCUGCUGAGUCACAAGCUGGUGGUGCUGCUGAUGGUGAUGGUAGUGUCUGAAUCUACCCAAGUUCCAUCAGUUGAGUUUUUGUUUUUGUUUUUGUUUUUUUAGAUGUAUGGUAACAUCCUGUUUGUUCCAAGGCUUGUGGUGAUGCAGUUACUUGUUGGCAAAUAAUCUCAAUAAGGUUUUGGUACUUGAAGUUUCUAAGCAUACAUGUUUGUGUUAUCAAAAAAAAAUCCUCUUACUUUCUCCCUUUCA